Molecule: messenger RNA, 902 nt
Organism: Cucurbita pepo subsp. pepo (vegetable marrow)
Lineage: Eukaryota; Viridiplantae; Streptophyta; Magnoliopsida; Cucurbitales; Cucurbitaceae
Source: RefSeq, a predicted model, not a curated record
UCUCCCAUUUUCUUUCUUUCCUUCUGGUUCCUUCAUUUGUUGUUCAUGUUCUUAAGCUUUGGUGGGUUAGUAAUGAGUACACCUCCAAAUAUGGCAACAAUCACAGCCGCCUUAGAACGCUCUCUUCAAAACUGUUCCUUAAGCCGCCACCGCCGCCGCCAUCAUGAUCAUCAUCACCAACAACAACAAGCCCCAAAUUCCUCUUCUUCUGAUCUUCUUCAACCUCCCACCACUUUGGACCUCAACUCCCAUAUCUCUCUCCCUUGCCACUGGGAGCAGUGUCUCGACUUAAAGGUUAUCUUUUUUGGGUUCAAAUGUGAGGUUUUUUGUUUGUUUUUUUUUUGGCAGACGGGGGAGAUUUACUACAUAAACUGGAGGAAUGGAAUGAAGGCGAAGGAAGAUCCAAGGUCUAUCACAGAAGAUCAUUAUAGUGAAGAUUACUAUUACUCGGAUGACGAUGACGAUGAUGAUAGUGACGAGUCGUCGACAGAGUCAUCGAAUAACAACAAUGAGAACAACAAGAACUAUGCAGCCAUGGAAGAACAGGAAGAAGAAGAGGAGGAGGAGGAGGAUGUGUUGGUGGUGGCAGGUUGCAAGAGCUGCCUAAUGUAUUUUAUGGUGCCAAAGCUUGUUGAAGAUUGUCCAAAAUGCAGUAAUGGUCAGCUUCUUCAUUUUGAUCGCUCUGAAAAUGAGAUUCCAUGAAUGACACAACUUUCCACUUGCUUUUCUUUCUGGGUUUUCCUUUCUUUGGCUUUGAUUCAUGGGGGAAUGAGAGGAAAAAGAAGAGAGAGAAAAACCCUUUUCAUUUUUGCCUUUCAAAUUGUUUCCAUGUGUAUUUGUAUUUGUCAGAAAAGGAGGCCAAUGGGUUUUGGUUUUGGUUUUAGUUUUGGCUUUUGUUUUAU